This is a messenger RNA of Nematocida minor, 4074 nucleotides long. RefSeq lists its product as uncharacterized. NCBI's taxonomy places the organism in Eukaryota, Fungi, Microsporidia. The record is from RefSeq and is a predicted model, not a curated record. The transcript has a single exon. Bases 1 to 4074 code for a protein of 1357 amino acids.
AUGAAUUUUAUUUUUUACAUAUACUCUAUUACCAUAGGCCUAUUUGUUUUACUGGCUUUCAGUAUAAACCCUUCCACACAAUUUAUACCGAGCGGCAGAAAUAAAACAGCAGAAGAACACAGCCUAAACUUCCAGAAGAUUACAGACUCAAUCUACAAAAAUAACAAGUAUCUAGAAAACUUAGAAGAAAGGCCAAAUACUAUACACCCGUACACAGUCCCUCUAAUGCCGAUGCUCCAAGCAAAACUAGAAAGAAUAAAGCACCAAUACAAGCUGCCGUACUCCUCAAAUCCAAUAAACAGCUCCUCUCUGCUACUCGAUACCCUCGGUGAAAAUAGUAGCACAAUAGACACAAAUACUUAUGUGCAUAGAAAUGAUACCUUUCCUGCACUGAAUUGUACCUCAAUGAGCCCAGAUAGAGUAAAAGUUUCUGGCUUUAAUCUGACUCUACCAAAUACUCGUCCAUUUGAGAUAAACUCCCUCGGCCCUUCCCUCUUUAAAUUCAACCACACAGACUCUAGUACAGUUUAUUCUUUCUACUCAAAGCCGAGCUCAGCCCAAAACUAUCUAUUUGAUGUAGUAUACUGCAUCAAGUACAACGAGGAUAAAAAUGCCAGUAUUCCGCUGAAAACCACAGAAACAAAUGUUACACAGAUCAGUUUUAGCAAAAACAGCACAAACAUAGAGUUUAUUGCAGGAGAAAGACUAAGAGCAUUCAACAAUACUAAACUAAACGAUCUGCUAGAUAUGGCGCAGAAAAACAGCAAAAGACUUCAGACAUCUGGUAUAACCCAAGAAGAGAUAUAUAUUGCUAGGGUUGUACGAACAGAUGAUAAGAGCAACUUGGCCAGUAUAGUUAUCCACACCACCAUUAGCUUCAAAUACAAUAAAAUAGUCCUCCUCAAAGACACAGAGAGCCCAUACACCACCUAUUUCGUCAGGGUGGGCGAUAGUGCAAAAAAAGAGAUUCUAUCAGUCUGCAUGGCAAAGACAUACUGCCGCAAAAAAAAUAGAAAAACAGUGCCCAUACAGGUGGGCUACAAUGAAAAAAAAGAAAAAAUAGUUACACUGGGCAUUAAACAGCUUCUAGAGGAUAGAAUCACCCAAGAAACCUCAGAUGCACUGGGAACAAAAUGGACAGAGAUUGAGGCCUACAUGGCAGAGAUAUACUUCCCUUUGUUUGAAAUAAACGCAGAAAACUACCCAGUGUCAAACAGCCUGCAGGCGGUGGUGAUAAAAGAGCCCAGCCUAACAUCUUUGGAAAACAAGAAAAGCUACAACCUUUUUUCUCGGUACAGCAAUCAGCUCGUAUGCGGUCUUUUUGGAGUCACGCAGGCAAAGAGUCUAAGCGAGCCCAUCGUCAAUGCGCACACAGCCCUGCACAACAAUAGAACUCUAGAAAACCAUCUAAGAGCAAUUUCAACACUGCUCGGGAGCAAGUACAAAGUUGAUCUGUCCAAAGUAAAUACCCAGUCAUCGAUUGACUUCAGCCUAGAGUUUCCUCUUCCAAUCAGCCCGUAUUCACUGGACAGCUAUUUGAGCUUCAUAAACACCUCCGAGUACAACUCUAACUACUAUCUAGACGGCUGCCUUCCCAUCCACAUAGACAGAGCGUUUCUCUUUUUCUUGGAGUACGAUGUGGAGCUAAAUAACCACAAUAGCCUCAUGAAGAUCAUGUACUACAACAAGCCAUUCCAGCUCACGCAGAGCUCUAGACAGAUGACUGCCUCAGAGGAAAACAAGGCCGACAUAUUCACGGAAAGAACAACCUAUCUUGCGCUGCUAAAUAUCGCAAUCAGCCUUAAAACAGAGCUCAUCCUGCAGCAGAUAAAAAAUCUGCAAGAAUACAGGCUGACAUACAGAUCUUUUUCAGAGCUCGCAUCGAGCAGUAUACUGUCCCGCAGCAAAGGAUCUCUCCGCGCAUACAUCUCAUACACGAUGAGCAUCUUCAAAAACAGCAUUCACUUGAAGUGGAAAGAGUUUUCUGCUCUGAAAGAGUCUAUAAAGGAAACACUGAAGAAAUACGACUUCUCGCAUCUGACUCAGUUUCUGAGAGAGCAUAACAAGGCAGGGAACCGUGUCUUUGAUGGCAACCUAGUCUUUCUGAAGCAAUAUCCAGACUCGCAGAAAAUCCAGCAGGAUGUAUUUAUGCUGGAAAAGCUUUCAGAAAUGGUUGCAGCAUCUAUAAAUAUCAGUAUUGAUUUCUACGAGAAAAACCUGAAGGAUCUCAUGCUGUUCUUAAGCAAUCCUGUCUCUCGCCAGUACCAGCUGAACAUACUCGAUCUAACCGAAAUCAGAGACUUUGUAAAAGAAGACAUGUGGUAUGCGUAUCUGCUUAAAGCAAAUGAAGGCAGAAUAGGCCUGUCUCUGGAGGCUCUUCUCGUUGACAGAAUCUUCGUCGCAUACGACAACUUUCUAAUACUCAUAAACCACUACAUGGAUCUCUUGGCUGCUAAAGCGUAUGAGGAUGCCAACAACUAUAGCACGGAUGCAGAAGCUGCCAAGGCAAUGGAAAGAUUCAUUGUCUACAUCGACAGCUAUUUAGACAACAUGCUGGAAGAUAAAAUCAAGGCACACGCGCUGCAAAAUGACUAUUUUGUUGCUCUCAGUUCAAAGCUAGAGGUAAAGGACAUCUCCCUGCUCAAGAAAAGGCUGUCCAGUGUCAUUAGCGAAUUUAGCCAAAUAGUGCAAGAUCCCAGCAGCCGUUACAGUAGAUUCUCUGACUGGAUGCCGCCUCAUAUACAAAAAAUAACCAUUGGAGAGCUUUACAAAGGAAACAGCACAAACAAUUUCCAAAGCUCAAGAAGCACUCGAUCCACCCCACAGACAUAUGAGAGACUGCGCCCAAAAUGCAGCUCGCGAAUGAAGUCCAUAAUGCUUGACAUUGUCCAAAAGCAAACAGCGUGUACUAACUACACUAAACUAGUUACAGAAAAGAGCCUAGAGAACAGAGUGCUAGACCAUGACAUAAAGUUCAUUGAAAACACUAAGUGGUUUGUGCUUAACAAAGUGCUAGAUGAUAUGUUUGCAAGUGUUGCUGCCAGUGCACAUUUAAACACAACUGAAAAGUCGGAAAUGUGCGAUAGCUUCCUGCUCUCUACAAAGAGCUCAAAGAUUGCAGAAGCAUUGUACACCAUUGCAAGAAUAUCCGAUGCCCAGACCGAGAAGGAAGAAAAAAUGAAAAAAGGCAUCGACCAUAUCCACCCUGAGAAAAGAGCAACCGAGCUUGCAGUAAGACGGGCUGCAGGCAUGAUCUCACACAUCGUUUCCAAAAGACUAGGCAUCAAGGACAAUGACAUAAAAGUGCUCAAGCACAAACUAAAGAAAAUGUUCACUUCUGUAUACAACAGCUACGAAAGUGAGUUAAGAGAGCUGAAAAUAAAAAGCCACAAAAACUUUUUGGACAAAUGCAACAUAGAGAAGGGAAGCCCGGAGUACCAUAGCAUCCAGACGGGACAGAAUCAGAUUCUAGAGUCUCUAAGGAACGCCGAGGUUUUUAUCGAUCGGCUUGCAAGAUCAAUGAAUAGCAAGAACACAGAGAAAAAACAGCCUGGGGAAGCUAUAGAGUAUUUUGCCGAGAGCAUGGAUGCAAUCCAAGCAAAAGCGCCAAGCCAGAAAAAAAAUACCGAUCUAGCUGCUGACUAUGACUGGAAAGUUGGCGCUAAAGAAAUACACAGAAUCUUGGAGAGCAUUCAAAUAAAAGGUGUGCUGUUGGCUAGUGAAAUUGAAAACAUCCUCUACAACUUACGAACGUGCAACGAGAAUAUGGCCCUUUUGAAUGAGGAAAUAAACAUCGCUGAAAUGGAAAAUGAGAACUAUAAUAGCGAUGAACUAGAUGAAGAUGAGUCUGCAGAAGCUAAAACAGCAGAAGAUAGAGCUGAUGCACAGGAUGACAACAUUCCCAGGUCCAUGAAAAUAAAAGUAGACCCUGACAAUAGCAUUGAUAUCCCUGAUAAUAGUAUAAAUGAAGAAGAAUAUGAAAUGUACAAUCCAACAGCACCUGAUUUUGACGAUGACUCUGAUGAUUACUCUGACGAUGAUUCUGAGAAAGUAGCGAAUUAUGAUGAUAUGUAG